CCACGUGGUUCCCGGGUCCCGGCCCGGUGCGGGCUGCUGUCAGGGGCUGACACCCCGAUUGCCUCCCGGGGCGGCCCGCUAUCCGGGCACCGCGUCCCCCCCCCCCCAGGAAGGAAGGAUUUAUUAAUUGCCUACUGUGUGCCAGGCACUGUGCCAAACGCCUGGUACAUAUUAUGUCAUCUGGUCCUCACAACAACCCUGGGAGAGAGAAGGAGCCAAGCUCCGCCCUAGCCAUGGAGCCUCGAGGGAUCUUGAAGGCCUUUCCCAAACGGAAGAAAAUGAGAGCUGACUCAGACAGGGGCGGACUCUUACAGAUUUCUAAGAAGGAAGAAAUAGAAGAAGGUAGAGAGUGGCUGAGCCCACUGCAAGUCCAUGUGUUACCCGCGGGCAUUGGUCGAGCCCGGGCAGAGAUCUUUGAGAGGCAAAUCCUCCAGCAUGGGGGCCGAAUCUGCUCCCCUCAGGCCCCAGGGAUCACGCACAUUGUGGUGGAUGAAGCUGUAGACUAUGAGCGAGCCCUCCGCCUCCUGAAAGUGUCCCAGCUGCCCCUCGGGGUCCAAAUGGUGAAGUCAGCUUGGCUGAGCCAGUGCUUGCAAGAGCAGAAGCUGGUGGGCACUGCUGGAUUCCACAUCUUCAUCCCUGACAGGUACCCGGACAAGGCAGACAUUCGGGUUGCGUCUUCCCAGCCAGGGUCCUCUGGAACUUCAGCCCAGGCAGGGCUUCCUUCUGCUGCUCCCUUUGUCCCACCCCAGGAGCCACACUCAAAGCCGAGCACCCAGCCACAGCCUGACUCUUCUGAUGAAUGCAGUGAUGAGGAGGGAGUACAGGUUACCCCAGCUGACCUGGAGGCCCUGAUCACCGGCUGCUACCCAAGUACCCCUGAGGGAGACGCUGAGCCCAGCCUGGCCCCCGCCCUCAGUGAUAAGUGGGUGUGUGCUCAGCCUUCGAGCCAAAAAAUGACCAACCACAAUCCUCACGUUACAGAGAAGCUGGAAGUGCUGGCCAAAGCCUAUGCUGUCCAAGGGGACAGGUGGCGGUCACUGAGCUACUCUAAGGCUAUCAGUGCCCUCAAGAGCUUUCACAAGCCUAUCACCUCCUACCAGGAAGCCUGUGGCAUCCCAGGGAUUGGAAAGAGCAUGGCAGAGAAGAUCAUGGAGAUUGUAGAAAGCGGUCAUCUUCGGAAACUGGACCAUAUCAGUGACAGUGUCCCUGUUCUAGAGCUCUUCUCUAAUAUCUGGGGAGUUGGAAUCAAGACUGCCCAGAUGUGGUACCAGCAGGGCUUCCGGACUCUGGAGGACAUUCAGAAUCGGGCCACCCUGACUACUCUGCAGGCCAUUGGCCUGAAGCAUUAUGAGGACUUCCUCAAGCGCAUACCCAGGGAAGAAGCUUCAGAGAUUGAGCAGACUGUCCGGGAGGCAGCUCAUACCCUCAACCCCGGGCUGCUUUCUGUGGCAUGUGGCUCGUAUCGCCGGGGUAAGGCGACAUGUGGGGAUGUGGAUGUGCUGGUCACUCACCCAGAUGGACGAUCCCACAAGGGAAUCCUCAGCCAGCUCCUGGAUACCCUUCGGCAGCGAGGGUUCCUGACAGAUGACCUGGUCAGCCAGGAUGAUAAUGGGCAGCAACAGAAGUAUCUGGGCGUGUGCCAACUGCCAGGGACUGGUCAGCCCCACCGGCGCUUGGACAUCAUUGUGGUACCCUAUAGCGAGUUUGCCUGCGCCUUACUGUAUUUCACUGGCUCUGCCCACUUUAACCGCUCCAUGAGGGCUCUGGCCAAGACAAAGGGUAUGAGCCUGUCAGAGCACGCACUCAGCACUGCCAUCGUGCGCAAUAGCCGUGGCGUCAAGGUGGGCCUAGGUCGGGCAUUGCCCACCCCCACAGAGAAGGACGUCUUCAGACUUUUGGGCCUGCCAUACCGUGAGCCCUCUGAGCGGGACUGGUGAUCCGCCCCCUCUAAACUGCCAUGCAUAAUUCCCCAAAGUGGGAUUAGAGAACCCACACACACGCAUGCACACACGCCCCUGCAUGGGGCCUUUUCCCCUACUCACCUUCAGGUUUCUUUUGCAUGCUAAAGAACCAGAGAGUGAUCACCAUCUGCUCUAGCACACUGGACUGGGAGCUCUGACUGUUCAUGAGCCGUUGCUUUUCCCCGGAAAUACAUCCAUUGGCCCUCCCAGAA
Molecule: messenger RNA, 2173 nt
Organism: Vombatus ursinus (common wombat)
Lineage: Eukaryota; Metazoa; Chordata; Mammalia; Diprotodontia; Vombatidae
Gene: POLL
Product: DNA polymerase lambda
Exons: 9
Coding region: 174-1937 (587 amino acids)
Biological process (GO): double-strand break repair via nonhomologous end joining
Cellular component (GO): nucleus
Molecular function (GO): DNA-directed DNA polymerase activity; DNA binding
Source: RefSeq, a predicted model, not a curated record